Cordyceps fumosorosea ARSEF 2679 is the source of this 1248-nucleotide messenger RNA. RefSeq lists its product as hypothetical. Gene Ontology annotation, biological process: spliceosomal complex disassembly. Gene Ontology annotation, cellular component: U2-type post-mRNA release spliceosomal complex. Bases 1 to 1248 code for a protein of 415 amino acids. The transcript has 2 exons. Lineage: Eukaryota; Fungi; Ascomycota; Sordariomycetes; Hypocreales; Cordycipitaceae. The record is from RefSeq and is a predicted model, not a curated record.
AUGGUUCGAUUUGAGGCACUCAAGGGGAUCCGCCAGUCUGGCCUUCGAAAAACAUUUACGGCUGAUAGCGCCAAUGAAGAUGCGAUCCCUGGCAAUGAGGAGGAGGACGAUGGCCCGGUGGUUGUCAAGGCCAAAUUUGGCGCCCAAAAACAAAAGAAGAAACCCAAGUCACGACUGUCCUUUGGACUGGGAGCUACCGAAGAAGAGAACGACGAUACUACUCUAGAAGCGCCAAUGAAGAAGUCGACAUUGGGCCAGCGAGUGGUUGAGAGCAACGCCGUGAAGCGAGGCAUAGCGAUGAGAGGAUUUCCGGUGCGGACUUUGGAUGAUGAUGACGACAGGCCGAGAUAUAGCAAGGAGUACCUCGACGAACUGCAGUCAUCCACACCGACCACACCCAUCGACUCUGCGUCCCUACCGACAGACGGUGAUGAAAUGGAGCUGGACGCCUCUGAGCUUGAAGGAGCCAUGAUCGUGGACUCACCAGCGCCCGCACCACCCGCGACCAAAAUUCAAGUUCUCACUCCCUCAGAAAUCCAAGAACGAAAAGAACGCCGGGCAAGGCUAGCUCAGGAGCAAGAUUUCCUAUCCGUCGACGACGACGACGACGACGACGGACGGGCCAAGAAGAAGGGGGACACGAGGCUGGCAACCGACGAGGACCAGAUGGGCGAGGGCUUCGACGACUUCGUCGACGAUGGGGGCGUCUCCCUCGGCAAGCGCGCCGAGAAGCAGCGGCGCAGGCUGGACCGGCAAAAGAUGGCGGAGCUCAUCGACGCCGCCGAGGGCCGCUCGUCGGACUCCUCGUCGGACAGCGAGGCCGAGCGGCGCAUCGCGUACGAGGCGGCGCAGACGCGCUCCGGGCUAGACGGCCUGCGCAAGGAGCGCCCGCGCAGGGACCCGGCCCGGGAGCUGCUCGAGAUCCCGCCCAAGAUCACGCCACUGCCGGGCCUGGCCGAGUGCGUCGCCCGCCUGCAGGCGACGCUCGGCGGUAUGGAGGCGCAGAUUGGGGUCAAGGCCGCGGAGGUGGCGGGGAUGCGUGCGGAGCGCGAGGGCAUCGCGGCACGCGAGGCCGAGGUGCAGGCCCUGCUGGACGAGACGGGCAAGAAGUACCAGGAGGCCAUGGGGAGGGUCCCGGCGCCGGCGAGAGUCAUGGAUGAAGGAAUGCCGGCUGGCGACCUUGGCCCGGAGAGCUUGGGAUCGACACCGAGCAGGACUGCAGGGGAUGCUGGGGGCGCUGAGUUGUAA